ACAUACGUCACCAAAACGCGACGGACGAUGAAAAGGGUUGUAAUUAUAACAUUUAUAAUCCGUGGACGACCAACGGAGUCCCGUUGAAAACAUAAUAAAAGAGAAGAUUACUCGUCACUUACACACACAUUUAAAUGGUUGAACUGUAGUGCACCAGGAGCUGCUGCAGCAGCAGGGAUGAGGAUCCGGCUGCAGGGUCCCGGCCAUGCUGCCAGCCUUCUUGCUGAGCUCAACCGCUGCCGCCAGUCACGUCAAUACUGUGAUGUGUUCUUACAAGUUGGCAACCGCACAUUCGCGGCGCACCGUGCAGUACUGGCCUGCGCUGGGACGUACUUCCGCAACCUCUUCGCCCGGGCUCCAGCCUCAUCCACCGCUGCCGUCUCUUUGGAGUUUAUCUCACCAGCCAACUUUGAGAAGGUGCUGACGUUCGUCUACACGGGGGAGAUCUUGACUGAUCUCAUAGAUGUUGGGGUACUGUAUGAGCUGGCUGAGAGGCUGGGCGUUAGUGAACUGGUGAGGGCCUGUCAUGCCACAUUCCCUGACCUGCAGGCUUCAGUGUCUGCAAACUGUAAAGCAGGCAGUGCUGGAGACCUCACCCUGGACUCCAGCAUGGUUGCUGCUGCUGAUGCAUCGACAGCGGCUGUUGUGAGUGCAGCUUCUGUAUCUGCAUCAUCGGUGUGUUCUUCCGCCGCUUCCUGCUCGUCUCUGUCUUCGUCAGCUGCUCCAACCCCUGUUGCCGCUCCCUCGCCUCUCUUCCAAGCCAGGACAGCCAGGGCCGGCCGUGAAGCUCACACUGGGGGUCUGUCUCUGGACCUGAAGGCAGAAGACGUUCAGUCUCAUAUCGGCUAUGGGCAGAUGGCAGCAGAUCAUCAACUACCAGGAAGACACAGUCUUUUAAGCGGCAGCCAUUCCAGUCGCAGUGAUGGCGGUCUGCCUCCAGGGCCUGUGCUCCAGCUAAAGAUUGAGCAGGGGCUGGAAGAGGAGGCAGAAGGCAGUUGUGAUAGUGGAGACAGAGACAGACAAAUGGUUUCUGAGAGCGCGGGAAGCUCUCUGCCUCAGAGCAGUGAUGCUGGACCAUCUGACUCCUGCUCCUUCCCCGACUCUUCGGCUCAGCUCGGCGCUGAGGCAUGCAACCCCACAUCGUCCUCGGGAGAGGCUCUAAGCAGCCUGCAGGUGGGACCAGUGGAGGGUGGCAUGGUGCGUUUGGAGAGGUGGAGGAGGGGAGAGAAUGAGGAGGAGAGCGAGGCUCUGCAAGGGAAUGGAGCGAUGGAGGGAGCAGAGGAGGAGCAGUGGAGACAGCUGGCAGGUGAGAUCAUAGAGCUGAGCGAUGAUGAGAACUUCAUGGAGGAGGGAGAUGAGGAGGAUGAUGACGACGACCUUGUGUGUGUGGAGAAUGGAGAACAAGGGAACUCAAGCAGCCAGGUGACGGGGAACAUGCUGUCAUGUAAAGCCUGCGAAGUGCCGCUCCCAGCAGAUCCAGCUGCCAUCAGAAGACACGCUGAGACCCACCUGACGGAGCUGGGGCUCUGCAGAGUGUGCGGGGUCUCGUUCCCAGACCGCGCCGCCGGCGUCACCCACUCCCUCUCCCACGUUGGGGUGCAGCUCUUCACCUGUGAAAUGUGUCACUUGCAGUUUUGCGGGCAAAACAAACUGCUGCGCCACCACCGCCAGGCAGCCUCCAGUUACACAAUACCACAGGGGGCUCUGACUAACAGCAGCCAAGGCCUGAGCUCCGAGCUGCAGUGUGCAGUGUGCGCCAAAACCCUCAGCAAGGACCUCCAGACUGUCAAAGACCACCUGCUGAGCCACGUGUGUCCGCAGAGCCUGAGCUGUGGUGUGUGUCACCUCCCCCAGCUCUCCUUGUGCUCCCUGCUGUGGCACGCCCUCGCCCACCUCUCUUUGCCCGUCUUCACCUGCCCACACUGCGCUCGCUGCUUCGUAGAGCGCUCCCUGCUGGACAGACAUAUGACUGUCCAUGCUGAGGAGGCGGCAGCUAAGGAGAGGGAGCGGUCAACGCAGAGGGCUUUCAGAGUCAGGGCAGAUGGAAUGGCAGAAGUGGAGGAGUUGCAUUGCUUCCUGUGCCCCCAGACUUUCCGCUCCUCGUCUGCCUUUCAGUACCACCUCAGCCUGCACACCACUGAUUCCCUGGGGAGUGGUGGAGGUGUUGGGGGCCAGGGCUUGCUGGGCAAACGUAAACCUGACCAGUCUCUGGAGUGCCCUCCUUCUUCCUGCUCCUCGUCCUCUCCACGGGAGGUCGGCGGCCUCGUUAAAAUUAGCAACCUGGGUUUAGGGUUGGGAAUGGGCUUCAGCAUAACAGAUAAGUUUUUCCAGGGGUCAGUACACAGCCUGCCCUCUGGAGUCAUGAUCAACGGGAAUUCAGGGCAGGACGGGGGAGCCGGAGCAGCAGGCAUCCGUGGAAAAUGGUACCGGUGUCGCUACUGUGGUAAACAUUUCGCCCACUCGGGGGAGUUCACCUAUCACCUCCGCAUACACACCGGGGAGAAACCCUACCAGUGCAAAGUCUGUCUGCGCUUCUUCAGAGGCCGCUCCACCAUGAUCUGCCACCUGAAGACGCACGCCGGUGCUCUCAUGUACCGCUGCACCGUCUGCGGCCUUUACUUCUCCACGCUGAAGCUGGUGUCGUCACACAUGGAGCUCCACAAGGACCACCUGCCCCCGGACUUCAACAUCGAGCAGACCUUCAUGUACAAUGAUCAUUCUAAAGAGCCACUGCCCACUGUGGACACCUGAUCAGCCUGGUGUUUCUUAACUCGUCCCCUUUCCCUCUCACAUGUCCUCUGUGUCUGGUUGUCGUGGACCACAUACCGCAUAUAAUAGACUAGGGCUGUAACUAACGAGUAUUUUCAUUUCUUUUUUUUUUUUUUUUUUUUUUUUUGGUGAAUGGAUUAAUCGUUUAAUCUGUAAAAUGUCAAAGAAUUGUACAAGAAAAUUGCCACAGUUGCCCAGAGUCUAAAGCUGAUGAUACACGGGGCAACUUUUUGAGCAAUGUUGCUGGGCAAUCUUGCUAGUGGCAAGUCCGACUAUGUUUUGAAUGGAUAGCGGUGGUGCGGGGCGAGUGGCGGAGUGAUGGGGGAAGGGGAUUACGGUAGUAAUCUUUACUCAUUACUGUUGACGACAACGUUGCCCUGCACGAUUGUUCUAAAAGUUGCUCUGUGUAUCAUCAGCUUUAGGUUGCAUCUUUAAAUUGCUUGUUUCAUCCAAAGAUAAUCAGUUCACAGUGAUAUAAAACUGAGAAAGCAGCAAAAACUCAUGUUUGAGAAGCUGGAACAAGCGACUGUUGGUAUUUCUUGCUUGAUAAAUGACAAUAUCGAUUAUCAAAACUGUUGCAGAUUAAUUUUCUAUCAAUCAUAGAAAUUUUAAUUUUAAUCAAACUAACUAAUUGUGUGAGCUCUAUAAUCGGCGUAGACUUUUAGAAUGUAGUGGACAUAUUAUCUGUCAGAUGGCGUUCACUGAGUCAACCUGUUUGGAGGUUGAGUGUCUUUGAACUUAGAUAAAAAGAAGCCACUUGGUGGCAGCGUAUCCUGUUGUGUGUCAGCGAGGCGCAUUGUUGACUGUUAUGCAGCGCUCUGCUUGUAUCGUAUACUCCAAACAAGUCUGUAUCUUUAUAACUUAAACAGCAGGAGAGGUUUUUAUGUCAGCGAUUGAGAAAUACACUGUUAUUAAAGUAGCACCUCAAUGUAGCAUAGAAAUUAUUUUCUUAUAAUUGCAGUCACUAUUUUCACACACUACAAUUUCUUAUGUCUUUUAAAGUUUCAUUUAUCACUACACAGAUAUAACAUGACCAGCCAUGUCAAAGUGUGUCAUUGAAGCAUAAAAACAUGUUUAUGAGUGCUUUCAGAAUAUUCCAUUUAAUUACAUGCUGUAAUCACUUGUUUAGAGCAUGUGGAGCAUGUCGUGCUGUAGAAACAUGAUAUUUAAUUAAGUGCCCAUUACAUUUCUGUGUAAUAUUUGUGUCUUACCUCAUAUUUAUGAUGACAGUGCAACUAUUUAUUAUUUUUUUAUGUCUUUAUACAUUUCAUUACCUGUUUCUAAAGCUAUCUGUGAAUGUUGGGCUUUUUUAAAAUAUUGUUUUUGAAAAGAAUACAUAAUAAAUGCCUCUAGGAAGACUGUUAUUA
Messenger RNA from Micropterus salmoides (largemouth bass), 4136 nucleotides. Its product is annotated as zinc finger and BTB domain-containing protein 39. Lineage: Eukaryota; Metazoa; Chordata; Actinopteri; Centrarchiformes; Centrarchidae. Gene Ontology annotation, molecular function: protein binding. The record is from RefSeq and is a predicted model, not a curated record. Gene Ontology annotation, biological process: regulation of immune system process; negative regulation of transcription by RNA polymerase II; regulation of cytokine production.